GACGCAAAGCUGAAGAGUUUAAUGACUUCAGACGGAAAUACAGAGUGAACUUUGUAGGUUUGAAGGAGGAACACCGGGAGGAAAGACAGGUUUUGGAAGAAAAACACAAGAAACAAAUCAAAGAGAUAGAAGAGAAGUACAACAGAGAGUAUAAAGUGUUUGACGACCUGCUGAAAUACAAAGAAGAAUAUUUUAAAGAAAAACUCAGACUGAGAGCAGAUCAACUGAAAGAAACCGAGGCUUU
This is a messenger RNA of Austrofundulus limnaeus, 244 nucleotides long. Its product is annotated as GRIP1-associated protein 1. NCBI's taxonomy places the organism in Eukaryota, Metazoa, Chordata, Actinopteri, Cyprinodontiformes, Rivulidae. The record is from RefSeq and is a predicted model, not a curated record.